Rana temporaria (common frog) is the source of this 2100-nucleotide messenger RNA. RefSeq names its product oocyte zinc finger protein XlCOF7.1-like. Bases 115 to 2043 code for a protein of 642 amino acids. Gene Ontology annotation, molecular function: DNA-binding transcription repressor activity, RNA polymerase II-specific. NCBI's taxonomy places the organism in Eukaryota, Metazoa, Chordata, Amphibia, Anura, Ranidae. Gene Ontology annotation, biological process: negative regulation of transcription by RNA polymerase II. The record is from RefSeq and is a predicted model, not a curated record. The transcript is spliced from 3 exons.
ACUGUGCGGGACGGUGCCGGACCAUCGUAUUCCUCUUAUCCUGAGGAACCUCAGACUGUGCGGGACGGUGAUGUUUUUCCAACAAAUAAUAGGUUUUUCUGUACUAAGUGCGGGAUGUGUUUUUCAGAGAAGUCCAAUCUUUCCAUACAUCAGAGAUCCCACACACAGGAAAAGCCGUAUUCCUGUUCUGAGUGUGGGAAAUGUUUUGUAAAAAAAUCACGUUUUGUCACACAUCAGAGGUCUCACAAGGGGAAAAAGUUGUACUCCUGUCCGGAGUGUGGAAAAUAUUUUUCAAAUAAGGCACUUCUCCACAGACAUCUGAGGUCUCACACGGGUGAGAAGCCGUAUUCUUGUUUUGAGUGUGGAAAAUGUUUUUCAAUGAAGUCACAUCUUUCCAGACAUCAAGGAUUACACAUGGCUGAGAAACCAUAUACCUGUCGUGAGUGCGGAAAAUGUUUUUCAUGUAAUUCCAGUCUUCACAGACACCAGAGAUUGCACACGGGGGAAAGGUCACUUUCCUGUCCUGAGUGUGGAAAAUGUUUCUCGAGUAAAUCUAGUCUUCAUAGCCAUCAAAGAUUGCACACGGGUGAGAAGCCGUAUUCCUGUCCUGAGUGCGGUAAAUGUUUUUCGAAUAAGUCAAGUCUUUCCUAUCAUCAGAGUUCACACAUGACUGAGAAGCCGUAUACCUGUCCUGAGUGUGGAACCUGUUUCGCACAAAAAUCUGAACUUGUCAGACAUCAGAGGUCUCACACGGGUGAGAAGCUGUAUUCCUGUUCUGAGUGCGGGAAAAGUUUUUUAAUCAAAGCACAACUUUUCACACAUCAGAGGUCUCACACGGGGGAAAAACCGUACUCCUGUUCUGAGUGCGGGAAAUGUUUUUCAGACAAGUCCACUCAAAAGAGACAUCAGAGGUCACACACGGGUGAGAAGCCGUAUUCCUGUCCUGAGUGCGGGAAAUAUUUUUCAAGGAAUUCACAUCUUUCCAGACAUCAGAAAUCGCACGCGGGGGAGAAGCCGUAUUCCUGCUCUGAGUGCGGGAAAUGUUUUUCAGAGAAGUCCCAUCUUUCCAGACAUCAGAGAUCUCACACGGGGGAGAAGCCGUUUUCCUGUUCCGAGUGUGGAAAGUGUUUCCGUUUUAAAUCCGGUCUUAAUGUGCAUAAAAGAACUCACACAGGCGAGAAGCCACAUUCAUGUUCUGAGUGUGGGAAAUGUUUUAUACAGAAAUCAGGUCUUGUCAUACAUCAGAGAUCUCACACGGGAGAGAAGCCAUUUUCCUGUCCUGAGUGCGGGAAAGGUUUUGCAAAAAAAGCACGUCUUGUUGCCCAUCACAAGUCUCACACGGGGGAGAAGUCGUAUUCCUGUUCUGAAUGUGGGAAAUGUUUCUCAGGCAAGACCAAUCUUUAUAGACAUCGGAGAUAUCACACGGGUGAGAAGCCAUAUUCCUGUCCUGAGUGCGGGAAAUGUUUUAGAGAUGGCUCCAAUCUUUACAGACAUCAGAGGUCUCACACAGGGGAAAAACCAUAUUCCUGUGCUGAGUGCGGGAAAUGUUUUUCAGAUAAGUCCAAUCUUCAUAAUCAUCAGAGAUCACACAUGGAGGAGAUUCCGUUUCCAUGUCCUGAGUGCGGAAAAUGUUUUUCAAGCAAGUCACAUCUUUCCAGACAUCAGAGAUUGCACACGGGUGAGAAACCGUAUUCUUGUCCUGAGUGCGGGAAAUGUUUUUCAAAUCGAUCACAUCUUCACAGACAUCAGAGGUCUCACACGGGGGAAAAGACACUUUCCUGCCCUGAGUGUGGAAAAUGUUUAUCAGAUAAGACCAGUCUUUAUAAUCAUCAGAGAUUGCACACGGGUGAGAAGCCGUAUUCCUGUCGUGAGUGCGGAAAAUGUUUUUCAAAUCGGUCUAGUCUUUGCUAUCAUCAGAAGUCGCACACGGGGGAGAAGCCGUAUGCAUGUACGGAGUGCGGGAAAUGCUUUUCAAGGAAGUCGCAUUGUGACAGACAUCGGAGAUUGCACACACGGGAGAAGCCACUUCCCUGUCCUGAGUGAGGGAAAUGUUCCUCACUGAAGUCCUGUCUUCCUGUACAUCAGGGAUCCCACACAACC